AACAGUUAUUUGUUACUCCACAAUGGCGGUUGUUGGUAGGACACAUGUGCACGCUCUGGCAGAUAUAGAUGAUGCAGGGUCUUCUUUGGAGGACACAAAUGAGCUGAUGAGCUCAGAAGAAGGGAGCGACAUUCAAACGUCAGCUAACGGAGAAGAUGAUGGAGGGACUAACGGGGAGGAUGAGGAUGGUGUUCAGGGCAAUGCUAAUGCUGGCUGGGCUCAGGCCAUGGCAAAAAUUUUGGGGAAACAAACUCCCAUGAAAAAACCCACCAUUUUGGCAAAGAACACAGAAAUCGACAACGUGAAGGCGAAAGAAAGACAGGAGCAGUUGGAGAGAAGGAACCAGAUUGACAAAAAGCGGAAGUGGGAGAUGAUGUGUAGAGAGAAACCUAACCUUGUGACGGACCGUGAAGCUGAAAGGGCUCUGCAGAGAAUUGCAACCAGAGGAGUCGUGCAGCUAUUUAAUGCUGUGAGGAGUCACCAGAAGAAUGUAGAUGACAAAGUGAAGAAAGAGGCUGGUGGCUCAGAGAGGAAGAAGGCAAAAAUACUUUCCUCCAUUUCUAAAAAAGAUUUCAUCGAUGUACUAAGGAAAACAGAAGGUGGCAGCAGCAUCACAGUCAAGGAAGAAAAAAAUUCUGCUCCUGAUGUGGAGGAGAAACCUGCAUGGAGUGUCCUCAGAGACGACUACAUGAUGGGAGCCACGAUGAAAGAUUGGGACAAACACAGCGAUGAGGAGGCGGCACACGCAGGAAGAGGUUCAGAUGAAAAUGACUCCGACUGACACCAUUCUCAUACAGACUCAAGCGACUUUGUUACCUGUAAAUACACACUAUGCAGUACAGCCAGGUGACUGUGAUGUCGUUGAACUGCAGGGGGCAGACUUGGUUCAGUCAAUGCAAAUAAUAGGGAGAUCUUUAUCAGAGUGAGGCCUGAUCUAAAAGGAUGGAGAACAACUAAAAUGUUGACCCUAACUAAUGUGGGAUAUGCAGGAAAUAAAAUAUGUAGAAAGAAGAUGGAAAGUGCAAGUCCAAAUGCAUGCAUUCUAUCAGUGCUUCGGUUUGGGGCCAUGUGUACAAAUUAUUUUUAUGUUAUGUAAUCUCUGUAAAUAUCACUGUUUCAUACAGUGUGGGUAUAGUAAAGUGCUGUGUUUUGCCUGUUUGUGACCACAA
Messenger RNA from Dunckerocampus dactyliophorus (ringed pipefish), 1169 nucleotides. It is a transcript of the gene rrp15, whose product is annotated as ribosomal RNA processing 15 homolog. Gene Ontology annotation, cellular component: preribosome, large subunit precursor. Bases 23 to 781 code for a protein of 252 amino acids. Gene Ontology annotation, biological process: maturation of 5.8S rRNA; maturation of LSU-rRNA. The transcript is spliced from 5 exons. The record is from RefSeq and is a predicted model, not a curated record. NCBI's taxonomy places the organism in Eukaryota, Metazoa, Chordata, Actinopteri, Syngnathiformes, Syngnathidae.